Scutellospora calospora is the source of this 2751-nucleotide messenger RNA. The record is from the annotation of a GenBank genome assembly. Lineage: Eukaryota; Fungi; Glomeromycota; Glomeromycetes; Diversisporales; Gigasporaceae.
AUGUCUAAUUUAUUUAAUAAUCGAGUUGGAGAGCCUGAUAACGAUGAUAAAGAUGCUAUCCCAUCAAAAACAAUAAACUAUGGCCGUAGGAUCGGUAGUUCAUUGGUGGUUCUCGUCUUAAUGGCAGCUGUGACAAAUGUUUAUCAAACAAAUGUUGAUUUGCCGCCAAUCAAGUCUGCAUUGACCAGUUUAAUUGGUAAUCCUUUAGUUCUUCCUGUUACACGUACGAACAUCACUUUUUGGGAAACAUCAAGAGCUGUAACUGCUAAUAAAUUUUGGAGCAUUAUUAAUCCUGAGGAUAAAGAUCAAUUCGCUGAAAUUCUACCAACUAGACAUUUAACAUUACUAUUUGACAGUGAGCCAGAAGUUGAUAAUGAAUUACAUCGGCCAUUUAUAAAUUGGAGAUUAAUUACAAGGACAUCUUUAAAAACUUUCAUUUGGUUUCUCAAAUUUACAGUAUUUCCUGCUACUGGUAUAGCAUUUGCAAUAUCUUUCCUAGUAGGUUUUUUAUUACCAGCAGAUUUGGUAAUUCGGGCUGCUAGAUUAUCCAAAAAAUCAAAAAAUAGCGUUGAUAAAAUCAUCUUGCCAGCAUCUUCACCUUUUGGAAGAUCUACAUUGUGUGUUACAACGCCACGAGUUGUAACUUUACGUGGUCAUCACUCAGCUGAUGUUGAUUUACUUUGCGCGAACUCGAGCGGCACAAUAGUUACAACUUCUACCGACAGGCAUAUUACAUCAUGGAAUGGAAAGCAGGGUAUGCCACUAAAAAAACUUGAAAGAUAUAUGCGGCGCUGUGAAUCGUGUAAAUGUGGCAGUACUGGAGGUAUGAAAAAUUGUAUAUCAUGGCCAGUUCGUGCAAUGUGUAUGAGUGAACACAUUGCACUUGUGGCAGCAGGGUUUGAAGAUGGUGUGGUUCGCGUAUGGGAUAUAAAUUCAGGGCAAGCUACUUAUAUCCUGAGAGACACCAUUGAAGAUGUCGAACAAGUGAAAUCAGCGGCUAAUGGUCAUUCAGUAAAGGAACGAGUUACGUGUUUGCAAAUAAUAGUACCCACUUUUUGCUCUUCGAAGCCUACUACACCAACUCGUGAACUCGGAUAUUCUUAUUGUGCUUCUAAAUCAACUUCAGAUCAAAAAAUACCAGCCACGCUUCUUGCGACUUACCGAAAUGGCUAUUUUCGAGAAUGGGAUCUUGUUUCUGGCAAAAUUAUUCAUAAUGUUGCCACAAAUCAAAAGGGUGGUAUCAGUUAUCUUUUAGUAGUUGAUGAUGGCGAACAAAAUUAUUAUAGGGACGAAUUGCGUAUUUUUACUGGGGCGCGAGAUGGAUCUGUCAAAUGCUGGGUUCGAACAGUUCAUAACUUAGACAAUGAAUCUAAUAAUACUAGUUCGGGUUGUAAUGAACCAUGCAAGAGCAUAUGGAAGUUGUUCUAUACUAUACCAGGAGAUUUUGGAAAUGCAAUUACUUGUGUAGCUGCUAAAGUAGUCAAAACUCAAAAGAGUUGUUUUGGUAUUGUUGUUACAGGAACUGCAGACGGAGAUGUUAGAGUAUAUGAUUAUCUUACUGGUAAAUCUAUAGCAAAAUUAAGUUAUGGAAUUUCUGAAAAACAGAAACUUGCAAAAGAGCGCGAAGAGCAAUUAUUGUUUCAACAGCAGCGACAGAAAAAUCAUUCGAGAAGAUCAUACAUAAAUCGACAGGAUUUCUCCGAUUCAGAUCAGGAUUGGUCUGAAGAAUACGAUGGUGAGUAUGAGUUUUGGGAUGAGACCAACGAAACUGAAGAUGAUGUUUCCCACCAAGGUGCGAUUACAUCCAUUAUAAUUCAUCCGCUUAAAGAAGAGAGUUGCCCGUGUGGAAAUAAAGAGACUGGCGGAUUUUCAAUAACAACUUCAUCAGUUGAUGAAAAAGUAUAUUUUUGGCAAUUGAUUCGAAGUGUUAUGGACUGUACAUGCAUGACUUUCCAACUAGGAGAGCCUAUAGCUGAUGAUUAUGAUAGCGGUGACUCCAUGGGACGACUUCAAAAAGUUGCACAAUGGGAUGAUGCGAUUACAAAAUUUCUAGGACGUGUAAGUCAACCUGGUGGUUCUGCAAUUGUGUUUCUUAGAGAAAAUAUAAUUGGAGUUCGUCGUGUUAAGAAUUCGCAUAUGUCCAUGAAAAGGUGUCAUGGUGCUGAAGGCGAAUGGGAAGCCUGGAUUUUGGAUAUUAACAACCCGCAUGUUGUCGAACCAACUGAAGAUGAUUGUUCAGAAAAUUACGAUGAUGUCGUUGAAUUUAAAAUUAAGGUUAUUCCAUUAGUUAAUGAAAAUGAUUUAAUCGCAGAACAAAAAAAGGAGAAAGAUUUAUACAAACGACGCGAUCGCGAAAAUGUUGAAGAAUUAAAGGGAUUCGUUCGACGACGAAGAGAUGUUCCUGGGAAUUACAUAUUAAGUCCGACAUAUCCCCUUUUCAAUAAUUACAAUCAAAAUAAUUCACAAAUUCAUAAUUAUGAAGAGGACUACACACAAGGACAAGUUGUGGAUUUUAGGCAGCGAGGUCAGAGGUUACGUGGUAGUAUACUACAUCGUGUUUAUCCGAAUAAUGUUAAUAAUGAUCGAAAACUAUCGUCUUUUGAGGAGGAAGAUGAAAUGAAUGAAAUACUACCAUUUUCAUAUAUACGACAAAUUGUAAAAGUUGGUGAGGAUGGAAUUGCUAUCGGAUAUGGUAAUUUUGUAAAAGUUAUAUUGUUUGAAGAGCUAAAUGAUGGUGAUAACGAUUUAUAG